GUCCUAAGCGAGAUAUUUGCAAAAAACUUUUUUCCUCGCCAUUUUUCCAAGAUGGCGGCCAAAUCCUGGGCGGAGAGGGGUGCAAAAUUAAUAUGUUAUUAAGUACCCUAUUACAAAUAUAAUAAAGCUUGUUCCAGCUUUCCUUGAAUUUUUUACUUAUUCGGCCUUUUUUCCUCCUCUAUUGACUGGCCUAAAAGGCUCGGUUCGCCAGUGUUUUCCACCGCUGUUAACCUUGGCCACGUGUCAACUCACCACCCACGGGCCACCCGAUGCGCUUUUUGUCGGCACUCGGCAGUACAGCUACAGACCGGGAUGAGUCAGGAUGGUCGCCGUUCCUCCCCAACUGACGUCAACCGAUCUGUAGCGAAGCAAAGCUUAAUUGUGCGUUGAAAUAGUUUGCCGAUGAGCUGUGCAAGCGAUUACGCACUGGUUUGAGGAGAGAGUCCACGCAGCAUAAGCCAACUUCGUCCGACAAUAAGUGGCAGUAGUGUAGUGAUGUGAUUGUUACGAUCUGCCUUUCAAAACCGUAUUUAAUUACUACUACAUACUGACCAACGAUGGGAAGUUUGAUUCCAGUCUGUCUUAAACGAUCCGUGGCUUUGAUGGUGGCAUCGGUAACAUUUGUGACUGCGAGUUACAUCCUGAGGAAUGAAAUGAUUAAGCUGAUGGAUGUAACAAAGCUCCAUACACAUGCAGGGAAUCACAUGACGGACUCUGAAGCCGAUUUCAACAAGAAUGUAGCCCACUACGUCAUCAUUGCUUGCAAAGACGAAAACAAAGUUAAACAUCACUUGAGAGAAAACUGGGACCAUCAGAUGCGACAGAUAAAAGUCUUACUGAAGUCGGCUGCUCUUCUCACUUCCACUGUUAUUCAGUUCAGCAUUGUCACGAACUCGCAAGAGACCUACAAAGAAAUCACGGCCAUAGCGGACUCCUGGCCUUCGGAAUAUCGCCGACGGCUGGUCUUCGGCGUCCGCAGAGAAGUGUACUAUCCGCCUGCCCUGUCCAGGAUACAAGACAUGUUUUGCUGGUGCUGCACCGAAAGACUCUUCCUGCCCGACGUUCUCCCGGACGUCGAUUCUGUCAUCUUCGUCGACACGGACACGAUCUUCAUGCAGCCUCCGGAGGAUCUGUUUCAGAACUUCGGAUUCUUCGACGACCGCCAGGUCGCCGGAGUCACGCCCUGUCUCUACAUGUACGAUGAGCCAUGGAGGAAGAGAAUUCCGAGCUUCGGCUUCUCGGGCCUCAAUGCAGGGGUCCUCCUGCUCAACUUGACCCGUCUGAGAAGCUUUCCAGGAGGAUGGGUUCCGACGAUCAAAAGGACCAUCGCCAAGUACAAAGACGCCAUAGAGCUUGCAGAUCAGGACAUCCUCAACAUCAUUUUUAGCGGGAGGAAGGCACCGUUAGCAUAUGAAGUCGGCUGUGAAUGGAACUACCGCCAGAAGGUGUGUUCGCUGGACAGGAACAGAUGCCCCAAUGCCGCUGCUAAGGGGGUUGCCCUCCUCCACGGCUGCGACACUACGUUCGUCAAAAAUAACGAACCCAAGAUCAGAGCGGUUUUCGAAGCAUGGGAAAAGUACGACCUUCGAUCUUCGCCAGGGGAGCUGCUGUCUCUCAUGGAGGAGGGACUGCGGAAGGUAAACAGAUCUGCAGGAGGAUGUGCAACCCUCUCCAACAUAGACGACAUUCUGAUGAAAGGACUCAGGAGACACCUGGUGGUGGCUUGACGAAGUUGCUGAUGGAAGCAUUUAGAGAUAUUAUCUUUGUGAGAUCGUGGUCGUGGAUAAACUAGUCUUUGCUGUAAUUCAAUAGUUUUAUCUCACUUCUGAGCAACUGAUUCGUCGACAUGCAUUA
Macrobrachium nipponense is the source of this 1854-nucleotide messenger RNA. Its product is annotated as glucoside xylosyltransferase 2-like. The record is from RefSeq and is a predicted model, not a curated record. Gene Ontology annotation, molecular function: UDP-xylosyltransferase activity. The coding region runs from base 558 to 1727 and encodes 389 amino acids. The transcript is spliced from 8 exons. NCBI's taxonomy places the organism in Eukaryota, Metazoa, Arthropoda, Malacostraca, Decapoda, Palaemonidae. Gene Ontology annotation, biological process: protein O-linked glycosylation via N-acetylgalactosamine.